UUUUUUUUCAUCUAACGUGUUUAGUGUGUUGAGGAGCUUAUCUAUUUGUUUUUGUUUUGGCACUACUGAAGAGAAGCUAUAGGGUUUGGACUUAUGCAGUUGGUCAUGAGUAUAAAGAAACAAAAGUUUUCUUCAAGUGGGGUUUGAGCAACUAGGAGUAGUGGGAAGCAAGAAAGUAAGAGAGAGGCAAAUGUAGUAAAAGGGUUACAUGCUUUUUCUUGUCACUUCUAAUUUGAGAUCCAGGUUGUUACUGAGCUUAAAUGUUAUGAGUCUUAAGCUAGAAAGUAGAGGAAAAUACCUAGAAGCUGUGGUUCCCUUUCCAAUAGCAAUUCUCAGUGAUUUUUAUUUCUGGAAUUUCUUUUAGUCUUUGAUAAUUUGAGGACAGAAAAAGUGAAGGAAAAGAAAAAGACUUUAGUUUGAGGUUAAUGGGUACCCAUCAAUCAAUCAAGCAGGAAUUGAUAAACAAAUAUGAUCUUUACAAGCACGGUUAUUCUUUCUUGUUUUCAGUAAUAUUCUUCAGCUGCUGUUGCUGUUAUCUUUAUUUUCUGGCCACAGCCCACAAGCAUAGAUUCUCUCUAUGUGCGAGUCCUCUGUCCUUGCUGUGUGCCUUAGAAAUGGAUGAAUGUGCUUUACACUGCUUGGAUUCUCUUUGCCCAUAAAAGGUUUUCUGCUUUUGUCUGUCUAUGCCUCUCCUUUUCAUUGAUGCUUUCUUAGGCGGUUCUACGCACACUCUAUUGCUGGUGUGGUGUGAACACUACACGUACACAAGGAAACACACAUACACAUUUUAUUCCAACUCCACCUCACCCUUCUGGGUAUAAAGAGGCAUCACCAUUCUGCAUUCUUCAUUGCAUAACCUCUUCAUACUCCCUUCACACACUUCAACAGGUGGGAGUGCUGACAACAGUUUCUCACAGCAAGAUGAGCUAUGGACAUUAUCAUAUGGGCUCUGGUAGUAGAACUGGUCGGAGAAGUUUGGAGUUUGGGAAGACACAUGUGGUGAGGCCAAAAGGAAAACACCAAGCCACUAUAGUUUGGCUGCAUGGUCUUGGUGACAAUGGUUUAAGCUCAUAUCAGCUGCUGGAAUCUCUUCCACUUCCAAAUAUAAAAUGGAUUUGCCCAACUGCUCCUAUCCGCCCUGUAACAAUACUUGGUGGUUUUUCCUGCACUGCAUGGUUUGACAUGGGAGAACUUUCAGAAGACGGUCCAGAUGAUUGGGAGAGUUUAGAUGCCUCAGCAGCACACAUUGCCAACUUGUUAUUAACAGAGCCAGCUGAUGUGAAAGUUGGAAUUGGAGGCUUCAGUAUGGGUGCUGCAGUAGCUCAAUACUCUGCAACUUGUUUUGCCAUGGGAAGGUAUGGAAAUGGCAUCCCGUAUCCAGUGAACCUAAGAGCAGUUGUUGGACUAAGUGGCUGGCUUCCAGGAUCAAUGAGCUUAAGGAACAAAAUCGAAGUGUCACAUGAAGCUAGAAGGAGAGCUGCUUCAUUACCUCUUUUGUUGGGCCAUGGAAUCUGUGAUGAUGUAGUCCUCUACAAAUACGGAGAGAAAUCAGCUCAAUCCUUAAGUUCAGCAGGCUUUCGAUACAUUACAUUCAAAUCCUAUGAUGGGCUUGGUCACUAUACUGUUCCAAGGGAGAUGGAUGAGGUCUCCAAUUGGCUUAACUCAAGGCUGGGGCUUGGGGGAUCAUCAUGAAUAACAUAACAUAACGAGUGGCUAUAUCACCAAAUGGUUUUCCAGUAUAUAUAAUAUGGUAUUGGUAUAGGAGGAAUAGUCUUCUGCGUUCCUUUAGUUAUGUUGCUGAGAAAUAAAGAUCUGAAUGUGUUUGCCAAGCAGUAAUCUCCCUUUCACAUUAUCAUAGUACCUAGAGAAAGGGUCAGUUGUACUGUUGGAAAGAUUUUGUUUCAAUUAUUGUAAUAUAGGGUACUUAGUUGUGUUAUUUAUAUAUUUCAGAGUGUUUUUUUCUUCUUUUUGGUGGGGUGGGGGUUAGUGUAAAAUGCUUGCAUGGACUUUUGGAGCUAUAAAAUCCUGUAAACUACUUAGUAUGA
Vigna angularis (adzuki bean) is the source of this 2045-nucleotide messenger RNA. RefSeq lists its product as uncharacterized. Bases 922 to 1692 code for a protein of 256 amino acids. The transcript has 9 exons. Lineage: Eukaryota; Viridiplantae; Streptophyta; Magnoliopsida; Fabales; Fabaceae. Gene Ontology annotation, molecular function: hydrolase activity. The record is from RefSeq and is a predicted model, not a curated record.